This is a messenger RNA of Scomber japonicus (chub mackerel), 5490 nucleotides long. It is a transcript of the gene plekhg4, whose product is annotated as pleckstrin homology domain containing, family G (with RhoGef domain) member 4. Gene Ontology annotation, molecular function: guanyl-nucleotide exchange factor activity. Lineage: Eukaryota; Metazoa; Chordata; Actinopteri; Scombriformes; Scombridae. The record is from RefSeq and is a predicted model, not a curated record. Bases 1 to 5181 code for a protein of 1726 amino acids. The transcript has 28 exons.
AUGGGCCACAAGGCGCUCGCCACUGAGCCCCACCCCCAGGCCUGGUUCCAGGAGGGUCCCGGUGACCCAAGUCCGGGCGAGGAACACGGAAAACCAUUUGACUCUGAAUCUUUGGACCGCUGCAUCCAGACUACUCUGUCGUCCCUCUACCCGCCGUUCCAGGUCACGUCCUCCACGGUGCUCUGUCAGGUCCUCAGCGUGGUGGAGAGCUGCUACAGAGGAGACGGCCUUCGCUACCUGAUCCACUUCCUGCUGCCAGCAAAGCAAUUCUUAGAGACCCUUCAGCAACAUGCCUGCUUGCAGUACUGUGGUUUGUUAUUUAGUCAUGAAGGCUGGCCUCUGUGCGUCCAUGAGAAGAUAGUGGUGCAGCUUUGUCCUCUGGACCAGCGCCUCCUCCGUCCAGGAGACUUCUACCUGCUGGUUUCUGCUCCUGCUUCUCCUCUUCGCCCCCGAGCCCCCAGCGCCUCCUGCAAGAGCGGCGUCGCCUCCUCCUCCUCCCCCCGCCUGCUGGUGUGCAGCGUGUCGGCCGGCGGCCAGCAUGUGGAGCAGCAGGAGGUGUCGGAGUUAGCCCUACGGUCCCUCUUCAGCAUGGCCUGGCUGGACUCAGUGAACCGGGAGCGGGAGCAGCGAGGAGCGUCCCGGCUGGAGCGCUGCCUCCUCUCAGCACACGGAGACGUCUUCAGGGUCCCGUGGGAGGACCUGGUCUACCCGCAGUUCAGCAGCCGGCCCAGGACCGCCCUGGGAGAGGACAACAAGCCCCCCGUUAAGGAUGGAGAAAUGUUCAUCAAUGUAGAUCCAUGUAGAGACACCGACGCCACGGGACAGGAAGUAAAGCUCCUCCCAUCCUCUGUAAGAACUGAGCGAUCAGCAGCGAGCAGCGACGGAGAGGACUCAGAGGGAGAAUACGUGGAGCUGCUGGAGCUUCCUCUGCCUCGCUUCUCCCCUCAGAAAGGCUCCUUGACCCAGUCCAUCAGUCUGCAGCUCAGAACCCGCAGCAACACGAACACACACACACACUCUGCUGCAGCCACACACACACCUGAGAACACACACACACCUGAGAACACACACACACACUCUGCUGCAGCCACACACACACCUGAGAACACACACACUCCUAAAGCUCCUCCCACACACUCCUCCUGGUCGAGUGUGGAGGUCGGCUCCCAGACUGGACUCUGCUCCAGACUCAUCGAGGAGAACUUCAACCAGGACUCUUGUCGACCCGUCAUCCUCACCCCCGUCUCCUCCUCCUCCUCUUCCUCCUCUGCUCCUCCUCGAGUCAUGGAGACCUCCAGCUGGAUGUCGAAUGAGCACAUAGAAGGUUCCAGUCCUGAGACGCUUCCUGUCCAGUCAGACAUUGGUGUGUGUUCUGCUCCCAGUCCAACAGAACCAGAACAGCCAGCAAACCAGUCAGCUGCUCCCACAGUCCCAGUACAAGCCUCCCAGUCCUCCCAGUUCUCCCAGUCUUCCCAGGUCUCCCAGGUCUCCCAGUCCUCCCAGUCUUCCCAGGUCUCCCAGUCCUCCCAGUCGUCCCAGUUCUCCCAGUCUUCCCAGGUCUCCCAGGUCUCCCAGUCCUCCCAGUCUUCCCAGGUCUCCCAGUCCUCCCAGUCCUCCCAGUCCUCCCAGUCCUCCCAGUCCAGCUUCCACAGUGUGCUGCUGAGGUCUGGAGCUCUCUGUCUGCCUGGAAUCAGAGACAGGAGUGGACGUCCUCUGCUGACCGUCUGCACCUCCAGCUCCGUCUGGUCCAACCCGGACUGCGACAGCGCCGAGCUGCUGCGCCUCCUGCUGUACUACUCCUCCACUCUCAGGAAGGACGUGCGAGUGCAGGGGCUGACGGUGCUGGUGGAUGCGCGUAGAGCUGCUCCGGUCCCGGCUCUGUUCUCCGCUCUCCGCUCGCUGCAGGACAACAUACCAGGAUCGAUCCACACUGUGUUACUGCUGGUUAACAAGGACUCGUCUCUACGUCUGGACAAACCUGCAGCUGCACAGGUGGAGGUGUUGAGCUCUCUGAAGUCUGUGCAGAAACACGUGGAUCUCCGUCAGCUUCCUGUAGAGUUCGGAGGUUCCUUCAGCUUCAGUCAGAGCAGCUGGCUCUGCUUCAGAUCGAGAGUGGAGCAGCUGACCAAUCAGUGUGAAGACGUCAUCAACCUGCUGCAGAAAACCAUCAACAUCCUUCAGUCCACACCUCUACCUGCUGCUGCUGAGGAGGCGGAGCUGCUGCUGUCCAGGUACAAGGCUGUGAUGCGUAGUAUCCUAGAGGACAGCCGAUUGGUCCAGCUGCAGCAGGAGGGCGGGGCCUUGCUGUCUCGGCUCCGCAGGGAGGAGAGCGGCAUCAGCGUGACGGAGGACUACCGAGCGCAGGUGGAGGCGGUUUCCUGUCUGUACGAGCAGGUGGACGAGCUGCUGCACCGCCUGGUGACGCUGUCCAACGCCAGGACGCAGCAGCUGCAGCUCGUCUCUGAGUUCAGGAGUCUGGAGGACGGAUUCACCGAGGUGAGGUCCUGGCUUCAGGAGGUCGGUGAGGUUCGUCUGAAGAGUCUCGAGGAGUCGGAGGAUUCUCUGGAGCUGCUCAACAAGAAACAGCAAGACUUCAAAGAGUUCUACACAACUGCUUAUGAGCGGUGUAAACGGGGCGAGGAGCUGCUGAGCCGCGUGGAGCGCUGGCAGGACUCAACGUCAGCUGACCUGCGUCACUACGAGGUCAAAGUUCACUCGUUCUGGGCUCAGCUUCAGGACUUCUCUCAGCGGGUCAACGUGACGGGCCAGAACAUCGACCGGGCCGUCGCUCUCUACAGCUUCUUAGACCAGGCGUAUGGCUGGGCGUUGGAGGGCAUGCGACACCUAGCCGGCAUCAGUAUGGAGGAAUGCACGCUGCCAGACAAAUGCCAGGCUGUGAUUGGCUGCCUGGAGGAAUACCACCGCCAGCACCCGCCAAUCCCAGACGGCCGUUUCCAGGAGAUGAAGGAGGCGGCGGGGGGGCUGCGGGGGGAGCGAGGCCUCCGUCAGUGGAGCUUCGCCUGGUCCAAAUGUCAGGAGACCAAGAAGAUGUUCGACAGGAAGAUGGAGGCGGCGCGGCGGACCCGAGACUCCGCCCACAGACGACGCUCUGACUCCGCCCACAGCAGAGGCUCCACCCCCCUCAGCAGGAGGACCCUAUCAGGGCUCUGGAUGGGCCGGGAGACCCCCUCCAGCCCCCCCGAGGACAGCGUCACCUCCUCCCCCGCCUCCUCCUGCCCCUCCACCCCCCCCGUCUCCUCAGACGAGGCGUCGGACCUCUGCACCCCCCGCCUCCCCCGCCUCCACUCCUCCGCCAGCCUCGCCCCCUCCUCCCCCUGCUCCUCCACCUCCUCCUGCUCCUCCUUCUCCUCCGGCAGGCGGCAGCAGCUGAGGAAGACGCAGAGCUUCGACUGCCCCUCCACCCCGGACUCGUCCCGGUACGGUCCGUGCCCCCGGGCUCUCAGCGAGCCGGUGAGACGAGGGAACACGGGCGUGUUCAUCCGCGGUCUGGAGGUCAGCAGCUCGGAGGCGGCCGACCACACGCUCUGCCCCAGGACGCCUGUUCACGGCUGGGCUGGACCAGGACCACGCAGCCCCGGGACACCAGGGACCCCCAGGAGCACCGGCAGCCCUGCAACAGACCCCCGACCCAGAGGAAGUAAGCUGCGUCACAUCGUGGAGGAGAUGGUGACCACGGAGCGAGAGUACGUGCGCUCCCUGCGUUACAUCAUCCAUCACUACUUCCCAGAGAUGGACCGGGCCGACCUGCCCCAGGACCUCCGGGGGAAGCGGGUCGGGGUCUUCGGGAACCUGGAGAAGCUUCUAGACUUCCACAGUCAGUUCUUCCUCAGAGAGCUGGAGGCCUGCUGGAAGCACCCGCUGAGGGUCCCGCACUGCUUCCUCAGACACCAGGAGCAGUUCAGCCUCUACGCUCUCUACAGCAAGAACAAAAAGAACAAACCAAAGUCUGACUCUCUGCUGGCCAAUCACGGACACUCCUUCUUCAGGAGGAAGCAGGUGGAGCUGGGGGAUAAGAUGGACCUGUCCUCGUACCUGUUGAAGCCGGUCCAGAGGAUGAGUAAAUACGCUCUGCUGCUCACGGACCUCAUGAAGGAAGUGGGCGUGGCUCAGGAGGCGGAGCUUAUGGCUCUGCAGGCCGCCACCAACAUGGUCAAGUUUCAGCUUCGCCAUGGCAACGACCUGCUGGCCAUGGACGCCAUCCGCAACUGUGAUGUGAACCUGAAGGAGCAGGGUCAGCUGAUCCGCCAGGACGAGUUCACUGUCUGGACCGGGAGGAGGAAAUGUCAGCGCCACGUCUUCCUGUUCGAGGAGCUCGUUCUCUUCAGUAAACCCAAGAAGAUGGAGGGAGGGCUGGACGUGUUCAUCUAUAAACACUCCUUCAAGACAGCAGACGUGGGUCUGACGGAGUCGUCGGGGGACAACGGGCUUCGCUUUGAGAUCUGGUUCAGGAGGAGGACGAUUAAGAACCAGACCUUCAUCCUUCAGGCCGCCGCCGCAGACGUUAAACACGUCUGGACUACCGACAUCGCCCGAAUCCUCUGGAACCAGGCCACCAGGAACAAAGAGAUGCGUCUGAAGGAGAUGGUUUCUAUGGGAGUUGGUAACAAACCGUUUUUGGACAUCCAGCCGAGCGAUGCAGCCAUCAGCGACCGAGCUGUUCACUACAUCAUGAAGAGCAGAGGUGCCAGAACUCGAGCAUCCAUCGCCGUCUCUGUCUUCGAUCACUCCAACCCUUUUAAACGUGGAACGGUGACCUCUGACCCCCAUUCAUCAGGACCCUCCUCCUCCUCCACCCUGCUGGGACCCCUCAACCUGCACAUGUACAGUCAGUCCCUGGCCUCCUCCUCCUCCUCGGCUGCUGAAGGCUCCUUCAUCACAUCGUGUAUUGAGGAAGACGAGCAGGAGCAUGAGACGGGCAGUCAGCCCUCCAUGACCACAGAGAGUUCAGACUCUUCGUCUCGGUGUCUCUCCGGCUCCACCGGCUCUGACAGCGGCUGCGUCUCCUCUCACCUGCAGGAGGCGCUGCCUGAGGAGCCCAGCCCCACCGGCCAGCCCUCUUGCUCCUCCUCUUCCUCCUCCUCCUCCAACAAACUGCACCUCAACAGCCAGCACAUUUCAUCUAAAGCGUCUCCAGUCAUCGGCCCGGCAACCAUCGUGUGAGUCAGCUGACCUGAUGGACUCAACAGUUCGUCUCCUUCCUGCUGCAGUUUGGAGUUUUCCGACCGUGUGAAUCAGACCCUGAAGGCAGCGUUUAAACAGCACUGUUAAACUAAACUUAUAUUUUGUAUGAUUUUUUCUCAGCUGUGAUUAAACGUGUUUUAUUUAUGUUGUUCUGCUGCAGACGAGUCGAGUCUGUAAAUAAUGUUCUAACGUUGAGCUCUGUAGUUUGACUCCUCAUGCUGGUCCAGAGUCAGUCUGCCGGCAGCUGGUCCAGAGUCAGUCUACCAGCAGCUGGUCCAGAGUCAGUCU